Corylus avellana is the source of this 1056-nucleotide messenger RNA. NCBI's taxonomy places the organism in Eukaryota, Viridiplantae, Streptophyta, Magnoliopsida, Fagales, Betulaceae. The record is from RefSeq and is a predicted model, not a curated record.
AUGGCAAUAGCCGAAGAAGUGGAGAAGCUGUUUAGAGCUCAGUUUAUUGAAGAAGUGCACUAUCCCGAUUGGUUAGCCAACGUAGUAUUGGUCAAGAAAUCCAAUGGGAAGUGGAGAAUGUGUGUAGACUUCACCGACCUUAACAAAGCUUGUCCGAAAGAUAGCUUUCCUCUGCCCUGUUGGCAAUUGUGGAACAACAUGCCCCGCAUUGAUGCAUUGGUUGACUCAACAUCUGGAUAUGGCUUGCUCAGCUUUAUGGAUGCCUUUUCCUGUUACAACCAGAUCUACAUGCAUCCAGAAGAUAGAGAAAAAACUGCGUUUAUUAUAGACCGAGGCCUGUACUAUUAUAAGGUCAUGCCCUUCGGACUGAAAAAUGCAGGGGCAACAUACCAGAGAUUGGUAAACAAGAUGUUCCGAGAGCAGAUUGGGUGGAACAUGGAAGUUUAUGUGGAUGACAUGCUAGUCAAAAGCUUAACUGACAAGUGUCUGCCAUUCUUCAAAAUCUUGAGAAAGGCCUUUGAAUGGUCUGAGGAAUGUGAAGAAGCUUUUGGGGAACUAAAGAAGUAUUUAGUCAACCCACGUUUGCUAAGUCGAACAAUCCCUAGAGAAGUACUGUACCUGAACUUAGCUGUCUCUCUAACAGCAGUGAGUGCAGCCCUUGUACGAGAAAAGGAGGUGGUGCAGAAGCAUGUAUACUUUAUCAGCCGAGCAUUGAAAGGGGCCGAGGAGAGAUAUCCCCAAAUGGAAAAGCUUGCCUUCGCUCUUACCAUAGCGUCAAGGAAACUCUGGCCAUGCUUCCAAGCUCACACAAUAAGGGUUCUCGCUAAAUACCCUCUUAAAAAGGCAUUGGCAGACUUUUUGGCAGAAUUUACUAAUCUGCCAGAUGCAAAACAAUGGCUGAGGGAUGAAACUUGGGUAGUUUAUGUGGAUGGGUCAUCCACAAGAAGGCAUGGUGGAGCUGGAGUGAUACGAAUCACCCCAAAAGGUGAAGAGCUGCGCAGUUCCAUAAGGUUGGAGUUCAGAACUACCAACAAUGAAGCCGAAUACGGGCCGUGA